Perkinsus marinus ATCC 50983 is the source of this 2102-nucleotide messenger RNA. RefSeq lists its product as hypothetical. Lineage: Eukaryota; Perkinsozoa; Perkinsida; Perkinsidae. The record is from RefSeq and is a predicted model, not a curated record. The transcript has 7 exons. Bases 1 to 1950 code for a protein of 649 amino acids.
AUGCCUCCUGGCAGACGACCGCCUCCAGGCGAGAUCGACCCUGAUAAGUUUGUCAAACCUGUUGGACUUGGAGACGACAAGAGAUGGGUCUGCACAUUCUGUAACUAUCCUUAUGUGGACCGAAACCCUACAAAGCUACGCACCCACUUGAUGAAGCACCAUGGUCCCGAGCUCCCGGAGCCCUGGCGAAGCAAGGCACUAGCCCGCUAUCCUCCGACGGCUACAAGAAAACGUUCUCCUAUGGUUAAGAGGAAGCGCUGUACCAAAUUAGCUGGCGGUCCCAAGAAGAGCGACGCAAUCUGUCAAAAAAAGAGAUCGUCUUCUAGGACGCAGUCCGCGAAGAAGAGAGGCCGGGCCGCUCAGGCGCCCUCUGCUGUGUCGUCGAACGAUCUUCGUUCCUCAUUUAAGAAUCUCUUCGUGCCAGUUCUGCAGAGUGAGAAGGCUGCUAAGUCAGCAUUCGAGAAACGCAUAGUGAGCUUCUUCGUCGCGUGUGGUAUCGACUGCCAAGUCCUGUCCAACAACUCAUCCUGGUUCAAUCAUGCCCUGGAUGCUCACCUCCCUGGCAUAGCAUACGAGUGGUCCAUAGAUCACCUGAGGAGUCUAGAGCUUACCGUCGAGGAAGAAGGCGUGCGUAUGGAUGUGGCAAAACUGAAGAAGGCGUCAAGUCUGAACGGCAAGGUGUCCCUCAUCUUGGAUUAUCACGAGCUUAAUAGUGACAUCGUGGUCACCGUAUGUGCGAGCACCUAUCAAUCCUCUGGGAGCAAAGGUUACUCCUUCUAUACUGUACCUCUGCGAGGCUUCGCCUCAAACAAGGCGGUCAAGGUGGCGAGUGAUGAGGAGGUAGUUAUCGAAGAGAUAGCUGGAUUUACUGAGGCCGUCUGCGUGAUGGAGCUCCAAGAAGCUGACAUUCAUAUUACAGCUGUAGUGUGCAAGGAUCUUCCUCUGUUGCGCGGCAUAAGAGAAGAGCUGCUGAACCGUCUGGAUAGUCGUUACUCGGACGAGGGGAAGCCAAGGUUGCAUAUUGAGGUGGACUGCUUCUCCAAGGGGUUGCAAACCCUAUUCCAGAAGCUGACUGCCCACGACGACGGCGACCUGAGCUUCUGGACCGAUCUCUGCCAGAGCCUCCGAGGGUACUUGACAGCUUGUGAUAAAGGUCAUCUGAUGGAUCCUGCGGGUUGUGACACCUCGCUGGUACAAGCGAAACUCAUCAUGCAACUUGUACGUUCCUGGACUGACAUACAGGACGCUUUCGCCGCGAAUACUAAAGAGGAUUGCUGGGAGAAGUUGGACGCGGAGGCGAGGCAAGCCCAUACAAGUCUCCUGGAGGUUCUCCAUAGUGGCACGAAGCGCUGUGAGGCUACAGCCUUGGCAUCGGUCCUAUCUUCCUUGAUCGAUCUUCGCAAUAAAGUUGAUGAAAAUGACCUGUCCAUCUUCGAAGCAGUGAUUGAGAUCAACAAAGCUGUGAAUGAGAUAGGCGGCACGCGCAACAUGAACCAGGAAACUAAGACUACUAUCUCGAAUAGGUUAUCUUAUGCGGCAGCUGAUCUUCUGUGGAUAUCGAGAUUCGACCCGCGCUCAUUCCAGACUGAUCCAAAGUGGCAGAGAGAGAGUUUGAACAUCUUCUCUAAGGAAGCUAAGGACUGUUCCUUGGAAGCCAUCAGGAAUUUGAAGCAAACGGGGAAAGACGCUGUUCAAUUCUUCUUCCGUGAGGGUGAUUACGCCAACAUAGACGUGGAGGUCCUACGGAGCAUGGACCCUGACGAGUUCUGCCUCCUGCAUCGAGAUGUGAGCACGCUCGCCACGUUCAUGUCCAUCCUCUGCACUGUGCCGGCGAGCACCUCGGCAGCUGCUGCGCUCUUUGACAAAAUACCGAGAAGCAUGCCGGAUACCAACGGGUUCCUUCGCCGUGGUGUGGUGCGCUGGCAGCUUGAUUCGAGAAAAUUUAAUUAGUCUCAUUAUUUGAUUCACAGUCACUGGGGAGGAAGUCCUGCGUGCUCAUGACCUGCGGCGACGUCGUAGCGGCAUACCGCCACAUUAUGGUACACAGUGACGGGCAGCAGGCCGCCCAGGGCUCGAACAUAAGUUUCUUAUCGAAGCUGACA